Messenger RNA from Octopus sinensis (East Asian common octopus), 982 nucleotides. Its product is annotated as glycerol-3-phosphate phosphatase-like. Gene Ontology annotation, molecular function: phosphatase activity. Lineage: Eukaryota; Metazoa; Mollusca; Cephalopoda; Octopoda; Octopodidae. Bases 311 to 640 code for a protein of 109 amino acids. Gene Ontology annotation, cellular component: cytoplasm. The record is from RefSeq and is a predicted model, not a curated record. The transcript is spliced from 5 exons.
ACCUGCAUUAUUAUUUUAUGUAAAUUAAAGAUAUGUAUAUUUUCUAUCUUGGCAGCCAGAUCCCACACAGGGAACUUUAUCUGAAUGGCUAAAUAUUAAUUUUGACCCAGAGAUUAAAUGUGUUCUUGUUGGUUUUGACCAGCACAUCAGCUAUAUUAAAAUAUUGAAGGCAGCCAGUUACAUCAAAAAGAAAAAAUGCUUAUUCAUAGCUACUAAUGAAGAUUCUAACUUACCAAUUCCUGGAGAUGUUAUUAUACCUGUUGGUGAUGGUGAGUAUGUUCCACCUGGUAUUGAAGGCAGUGUUCUUUCCAUGUACAGCUGUACAGGUACCAUGGUUUCUGCUGUAAAAGUCCCUUCACAAACUAAUCCUGUUGUCAUUGGCAAACCACAUCCUGUUAUCAUUGAGUUGCUCAAGAAACGUGAUGGCCUUAAUCCAUCUAGAGCCCUUAUGGUUGGUGACAGAUUGAAUACUGAUAUUGCUUUUGCUAAAAACCAUAAAUUAAAAUCACUUUUAGUAUUGAGUGGCAUCUCAAAUUUAGAGGACAUUCAGGAAGCUGAAAAGAAUCCUUCUGAUGAAAACCCUUACCCAGAUUAUUACUUACCUUCACUAGCUGAGUUUUCUCAAUUGUUACCCAAUUAGAUUGCUGUCUGAAACAUACCAGCAGUGCAAAUAAUUAACUUAUGUUAAUAAGACUAAGAUAAUGAUUAUAGUUCUGUUUAUUAUAAACCUUCGUGGAAAAUGAAGCUGGUAUAUUUUAAAUUAAACUAAAAACAUAUCCAGCUUCAUAAAAUAUAGCUAACUCUGCAGAACUAAUUUUUCAUUUAAUAUGUUCUGCCCUGUUCUUUGAACUUAGAACUUCUCUAAAAUAAUUAUUGAAUUGUUAGUAUGUUGUAUACAAUCUCUUCAUGAAGUCUGCUUUGAUAUAUGAUUUGUUAUUUAAAUUUCAAGAAAUUGUAAUUAAAAAAUCCACAAAUUCUGUUC